Messenger RNA from Didymodactylos carnosus, 930 nucleotides. The record is from the annotation of a GenBank genome assembly. Lineage: Eukaryota; Metazoa; Rotifera; Eurotatoria; Philodinida; Philodinidae.
AUGGCUUCAAUUACGUUUAAUAACUAUGAUGAUGAUGGCAAAGAUGUAGAAACCAAAACAAUCAAAAGUUUGAAUAUCUUAGUAGCUGGUUUAACUGGUUCCGGUAAAAGCUCAAUAAUCAAAAGUUUAUGCUCAAGCACUGAUGAGACAGAUAAUAUGACGAAAAUGUCAAUUAGAUCUGUCACAAAAAAUAUAACCAUGUAUUCGAAUAAAAAAAUAGUGAAUCCCAAUGAUCCAGAGGAUGAAUACAUGGUUAAUUUGUUCGAUACGGUUGGUCUAGGCGACAACAAUAUUGACGUCCCAACAAUUUUAAAACAAAUAAUUGAGUGGAUGCCAAAAGAUUUAUCGAAAAUUGACAAGAUAGUAUUUUGCUUCAAGAUGGAUCGUCUACGGGCUAAAAUGAGCGAAGAAUUGAGUAUAUUGUACAACUUUUUUAAAAUGGUCGGUGCGAACCCUGAGAAUUUUAUCGUUUGUUUAACAUUUUGUGAUAUUUUGAGUGAUGAUACAAUUCUUAACUUUUGGAAUGAGUUAAAAGCUUUGGAGGAUUUGCCUAUGGUAAAAGAGGUAGAAACCGUUACGUACACAUCCUUUCCAAACAUAGCUGAAUGUGACAAGGAUGAAUCACUUGUGCGCUAUUUGCAACGAAAAGCACGCAUAAGUCGACGUCGAGUGUUUGAAUCAGUUAUAUUGAAAGGAGCUAAAGCGUUUUAUCCGCAUCAUACAAUGAUGAAAAUGCCACAGGUAGAUUUCGAUGCAUUAUGCAACAUUCUAAGAAGUUUCAAAGCUGGUAAACGUUCAUGGUUUUGGGGUUUCAUUGACAAUAAGACGGAACAAGAAGAAAUAAUGAACCAAUUAAGAAAAUUGCGUGCACCUUUGGUCGAUCAAGAUAAGAAGAAAGAGACAGCUGUUGAUAAAAAAGCUAAAACAUAA